GAUGGUGCCUCUUCAGUGGUGUCUGCUGUGGUUGCUGUUUCCACUCGGCUCAUGGACCCAGAAGUUUCCCACGCGAGAUGAGGAACUCUUUCAGAUGCAGAUCCGGGACAAGGCAUUUUUUCAUGAUUCGUCUGUAAUUCCAGAUGGGGCUGAAAUUAGCAGUUAUCUCUUUAGAGACACACCUAAAAGGUACUUCUUUGUGGUUGAAGAAGACAACACCCCCCUGUCAGUGACGGUGACCCCCUGCGAUGCGCCCCUGGAGUGGCAGCUGAGCCUACAGGAGCUGCCAGAGGAGGCCAGCGGGGAGAGCUCAGGUGAACCGGAGCCUCUGGAGCAGCAGAGGCAGCAGAUCACGAACGAGGAAGGCACGGCCUUAUUCUCCUACAAGGGCAACGAUGUGGAGACGUUCGUGGCGUCUAGCUCUCCGUCUGGUUUGUAUCAGUUGGAGCUUCUGUCCACAGAGAAAGACACUCACUUCAAAGUGUACGCCACCACCACACCCGAGUCGGACCAGCCCUACCCCGAGCUGCCCUACGACCCCCGAGUGGACGUGACCUCGCUGGGCCGCACCACGGUCACGCUGGCCUGGAAGCCGAGCCCCACGGCCUCUCUGCUCAGACAGCCCAUCCAGUACUGCGUGGUCGUCAACAGAGAGCACAACUUCAAAAGUCUGUGUGCAGCAGAGGCCAAACUGAGCGUGGACGACGCGUUCAUGUCGGCGCCCAAGCCCGGCCUGGACUUCAGCCCCUUUGACUUCGCCCACUUCGGGUUUCCUUCCGAGAGCGCAGGGAAAGAGCGUGGCUUCCUGACCAAGCCGCCCCUCAAAGUGGGGCGCCACGUGUACCCGCGGCCCAAGGCUGACAUCCAGAAAAUCUGCAUCGGGAACAAGAACAUCUUCACGGUCUCCGACCUGAAGCCCGACACCCAGUACUACUUCGACGUCUUCGUGGCCAACAGCCUGAGCAACAUGAGCACGGCCUACGUGGGCACCUUCGCCAGGACCAAGGAGGAGGCCCAGCAGAAGACGGUGGAGCUGAAAGAUGGGAAAGUGACCGACGUGUUUGUGAAAAGGAAGGGAGCCAAGUUUCUGCGCUUUGCCCCGGUCUCCUCCCAUCAAAAGGUCACCUUCUUCGUUCACUCGUGUCUGGAUGCCGUGCAAAUCCAGGUGAGGCGAGAUGGCAAACUCCUUCUGUCCCAGAACGUGGAAGGCAUCCGGCAGUUUCAGCUCAGAGGCAAACCCAAAGCAAAGUAUCUCCUCCGACUGAAAGGAAACAAGAAAGGAGCGUCCGUGUUGAAAAUCCUGGCGACCACGCGGCCCAGUAAGCAGUCCUUCCCGUCUCUCCCCGAGGACACGAGAAUCAAGGCGUUUGACAAGCUGCGCACCUGCUCGUCAGCCACCGUGGCGUGGCUGGGCACUCAGGAGAGGAACAAGUUCUGCAUCUACAAGAAGGAAGUGGACGACAACUACAGUGACGACCAGAAGAAAAGGGAGCAAAACCAGUGCCUGGGGCCAGACACGAGGAGGAAAUCAGAGAAGGUCCUCUGUAAAUAUUUCCACAGUCAAAACCUGCAAAAAGCAGUGACCACAGAAACAAUUAAAGGUCUUCAGCCUGGGAAAGCUUACCUGCUGGAUGUUUAUGUCAUAGGGCACGGGGGGCACUCUGUGAGGUACCAGAGUAAAGUCGUGAAAACCAGGAAGUUCUGUUAGUCACCUGCUGGAGAGACGGACUCCGUGGAACUCCAGGACAGACGGUAGAUCGCUCCGAGUGUGAGCUGACUACUCCCACAGCUGAGAGGAGUUGUGACCUGUACUUGUACUUGGGGAAGGAAGGAUGCCAACUAGUGUACUUGUUGGAGCAGAGUGUUCUAGCGUGCCCCAGUGGUACCAGCGUGCGUCUGAUGUCCACUCGUGUUGAAGACAGAGGACAUCUCGAAGGGACGGCCAUCCCUUGCUUUGACCACUGCAUGAACUGCUUCUAAAUUAUUUUAUUACCUAAAAAUUUAAAAUAUGCCAUUCGUUGCACACAGCCACAAAAUGCAAAUCAUUCCUCUCUAUAGAUGCUAGAAUAUAUAUAUAUAUAUUAUAUAUAAAUUAUUUUAUAAAGUCUUGUUUUAAAUGUCAGUGUUUCUAUGAUUGUAAACUGUUAAAUUCUUUUCCCGUUAUAAAGUACAGAGCUAAUCUAAGUAUAUGAAGUGGACAGCCUCUAGUCAUACAGUUAUAUUGUAAAUUCUUAUCUGUCGAGUAAAAUGUUUAAAUGCUGUAUGUAUCUCAUGUACAAAGUUGACAUACAUUAUAUUCAUGUACAUAAAAUUAAAGAUAUUAGACUAUGCACUGCUCGUUUUCCCAAGCAGCUACCUUGGUUUAUUCAGUUUCUAUUCUGUCCCCCAAACUACACCUAUGACUUUGGCACCAGAAUUGACCCUUUUUUUAAUAGUCAAAAAGGCACGCUGCGUGCCUCUCAAGUUACUGUAGCAUUAAAGACUAUUACUGCUGUUUGUGUUUUGACAGUGGCUGUUGUGAGAACUGAGAGAGCUGCGAUGGGCAUGUUUUGAAAGAAUAAGACAAGUCAAACAGUAGCCCCGUAAGUGUUCAACAAAUCGUCCUUAACACCCUAAACUAUCUCACCUUUAUUUUAAAAGUAAGCAUCUAUUUUAAGUACAAAAUUUGGGUAAUUCCAAGUGUUUUCCAUCUGCUUGAAUAUUAGUGAAAUAGUUAUUUGAAUUCCAGCUGAAGCAACUUAGCAACCCACCAAUAGGACUGUAAUUAGUAACAAGAAAAACUACAGAAGCUGCUAUUUUGUAACAUUUACAGUCUGAUACCUUUAACUUUGAUUUUUCAUGAAUUUUUAAAGAGUAAUUUAGGUGAGAUAACGUUUAGGCCAAUACUAACAGAAACUGUGUAUCAAAGACCCUGCCCAAAGGGCAGUUUUAGAUCAUUUCAUUUUCCCACAGAUUCCAUACAUGAGGUGCCAUGAGAACAUUGGACCAGACGCAUCAGUCUGGAAUUUAUAUAGUCAUCUAAGCAGUAUGACUUUUGGGAAAUCUGUGACUGCCCAUUGUCCCCCUUUCCCAUUUAUAACAUUAGGUGGUGACAGACUUGGCUACAGUGAUAUUGUAGGAUACCUUCUGUCUACGACAUUGUCUUUAGUAGAAUUCUGUGAUUCUAUUAAUUGCAAAGUGUGUCCAGAACUCCAAGUGGGGGCUGGUAUAACCGUUAACCUCUCCACUGGCCCCCACAUGCUGGUACCCCCUUCAGAUGGUGGGUGUACAUGAGUGGCGUCCCCGAGGGGUACAGAACCGCUGUUGCUCGGGCUGUGUAAGUCACCACUCCAAAGGCCCUGGCCGCCUUAGGAGAAACUGUCCCCCUGAGAAUGUACCCUCCAACUCGUCAGCGUUAAGAUACUAAAUCAAAAUGUAGCACAUCUGUACAAAAUAGUAAUGACUCCUGAAAUAACUUUUUAAAAGAGCAUGUGUGUAACCAAUGGCCAUGUAACCAACCACAGAAACUUCGUUGGUUGACAGGAAACCUUGAAAAUGGACAACAUCCCAGAGAUGUUCUAGCCUAAGUUAUAAAUGUGGUGCCUCUGGAAGGAGAACCCACUUUCUCAUAUUACGCACAAAUAUAUUAUUACACGGUAAUGUGCUAAAUUCACUGACGUCAAUCAGAGUUAUUGCAGUUUCUGAAGGGAUGGACUAAAUCUCAGAUAUUGCUAAUGCCUGGGGAACCCUGGGAACCAGGCCAAGUCAGUGUAACCGAGAUUUUACUUUUCAGCUGGCUGUGAGGGUGGUUUCCACAUAGCCUGGAUACAUCCGAGAACUCUUGCAUGGCCCCAGUGAAAUUUGCCUUUGAAAAAACUACAGGAAGAAAAUGAAAGACACACUGUAAAACUUCUAUCACUCAUGAAGAAAAACCUAUUAAAAGUAAAGCUCCCUUAUUUACUAACAUGUUUAGAUUUUAGGAGCAUCCAGGUGAACUGAGGACAAGAAAGAAACGUGUGUUCCUAAUUAAAAGAACUAGGAAGUUGCUGCUAGAAAGCACCACUCGUGCCCAUGAAGCCCCAGGUAGCUGUGCUGGGAGCACGGCAUUUGGAAUCUCUGUUAGGACACCCAGACUGUCCCUGAGGAGGGCGGAGUCUGGGCACGUUUAAUUCAAGUUAAAUAUGUUUUAUUUUUCAGGUGUCAAAAGAAAUUAAAGACCAGAGAAAUAGAAAUAAAAUUUCAUAGUCGAAACAGAUAAGUAGUGGCAUUGCCCAGACUCCAAAAUCCUUACCAGAUGUAAAUCACCAAUUCUUAGGGGGUGGGGUGGAGUAGGGGGUGGGGAGUCACUUGUGGAUCCUUUUCCAAAAGGAAAAUACACUUUUUGUCUUAUUUAUGAUUUCAAAGCAACUUAUUCUUAAAGACCACUUUCAGAUUUUGUUAAGAAUGUGUGUGUAACCUAUCACUGACAACUCCAAACUUGUAAUAAAGCAAUUCAUAGUUAAUUUAGAGAUAACAGAGUAUGCUAGUCUAGGUUUGCAUGCACACACAAACUUGAGGCUGUAAAAUCAUUAGUCAUUGUUUUCAUGAUAAGCCCUGUAUAUUUUUAGCUAAAACUUUUCAGAACCUAUAAAAAUUACAGCAGGUGAUUUUCUUGGUUAAAUUACUUGAUAGUCAAUGUCUAGAUUAAUUUUCUAAACAUGCAUUAAAGGAUUAGGUAAAAGAAAUAGAAGGCUCUUGGUGUUCUCCACAGAAAAGUAAUUGGUUCUAAGACUGAAGGGCACAAGGCCUUAUGCAUACGUUGUUUUUAUUCAGAUACUGAUAAAGAUGGAAGGGACAUAUGCAUUCUUUAUUUUUGUCAUUCAGAAUACAUUUGAAAAAAAGGUGGUUUUGGAAUCCUGAAAAGCCUAAUGAAGUGACUUCCAAAAAGUCACUAAGAUGAACAUUCGGGUUUGAAACCAGCUUAAUGGCUCUUAAUAGUUUGGGAGGUCCAGGCACCUUCCCUGGAAACACACGCGCAGUUUUUGUACAAUCCAGGGGCUCUGAUGGACAUGUAACCAGUCGGGAUCUCUUCCAACACCAACCAGCCCCUCUUAGAAAUCAUCUCGUCUGUCGACUGCCUCAUUCUAGGCGAGGAAAGUGAGGCCCAGUUACAACCAGAACCCAGAUUCCUGUGCUUCCAGUUUUAUGCUCACUCUGCUCUUCAUUUCAAGCCUUCCUUCACUCCAGAAAGCUACAGCGACUCAGCCAGAAUUUACUUCCAUGUCUCUGUUCACUGGCUGGCAUCAAAUCAAAACAAAACAAAAUGUAGCAUCUGACGGGAAGAACAAAGUCGUGGAGGAUGUGUGGCCACUUCCUGUCCCCCUUUGAUAGGGUGUGAUAGAGAUGAAGUCAUCUGGGGACUAGACUUUGGGUCUCUCCCCAGGACCGAGUGCAGUGGCCGCUGGCAGACCUCAGCUGUCCUGUUUGUAGUGGUCCGCAGGACUGGGCGGCAUCAGGCCACACGUAUUGUGUUUUCCCCAGAGUUUCGGCCAGAAAGACAUACAGUGUUUUGGGACGUGGGCCUUUUUUGUUGUUUUGAAGGUGGAAAGUGGGAGAGAGAAGAGCAGGAGAGACGGAGCAUGGAUAAAGCACGGUUUUAUCUCAUUUCUUUCUCUAAGGGGCCUGAAUUCAAGGAAAGAGAUGCAAUAGAGUUGAAAUGCAGUAAGGUUUGGAUUCUGCCCUACAUGCAGCCUUACGCUGGAAAACGUGACUUCCAUCACCAUCCGCUCUAGUAAGAUCGAAUCCCACUGGCAGGCGUCCUCGUUCCCUGGGAAUGGUGGGUCGUGUAUCUGGGUAAGAUGGUCCUCAUUGCUAUCUGUUUAUGUUCCUCCUCCUCAACUUUCCAGAAACAAACUUCGUCAUCAAAGGUUAGAGAUGAAGUUAAUUAGAACAGCUUUUCGUAUUCCUGAUGCCUCUUUCAAAGCUGUUUUGAAUAUUCUUUCAAAGUGUAAAAGAAAUAGAAGGUUACUGGUCUCCUCCACAGAAAAGUAAUUGGUUCCAAGACUGAAGUACCAGGCCUUACGCACAGCUCCACUGCUACUUUGAUUUUCAGAUAGUGAUAAAGAUGGAGUGGCAUCAACUGUCCCACAGGUAUCAGACGGGAAAAGGGUAGUGCGGGGCUGACACUGAGUCCUAGUAAAAGACCCAUUAAAAACAAAUAAGAAUGAAUUUAACUCGUUACCUCAUGACGCUUCAGGGGAGAACUUUCAGGAAAGUGUAAGGUUUUCUUGAAACGUGUGAGAAACGUGGACUCCAGAGAUUUGGGCCCAGGAACCCAUCAGGCAGCCUCUCGGGAUGUGGACAUGUCCCAAGACUUCAGACUUUGAAAUAACCUUUUUUGAAUUGAGACUGAGGUGUAAAACAGAAAAGUCACAACAGAUAGGUUCUCAUUAUGGGUGAUGAGAUCCAGACAGAACAGUCUAGAAAGAAUAACCACCUUACAACGAAGAGGUGGUGUGAGUAUGUUGCUUUGUUUUUGAAUCCAGUAUUAUUGUUGGAAACUGGUGAGGUCCAAGCAGCAAUUUCAAAGUAUUUCCAGGUCUCUCUCUUCCUGGGUAAAUAUUUGCCAAGAUUAAUAUCCAAUCAAAUGGCCAUAAUUUGGAAAUAAGCAAAUACCCAUUUCUUGUCUAAGUUAGUUCUCCAUAUGGUCCUACUAGCUCAUGUAAAUAGGACAGCACAGGAUAAUAUAAACAGUUGUUUAAGAUAUAUGUACUUGACAAGACCCCAAAACGUCCAUAUUUAAUUAUAACCUUGACAGGGUUUUGCUUCUGAGAAAAACUGUUUAUAAUAAACAGAACCAAGUACAUGAAUAUAUAGCAGGGUUAGAGGUUUGUUCAGUCUCACCCUUGUCUAUAAAAAACUCAGACCUACUAAAUACGACUGAUAUAUUGGCUAUUUUGAUCACACAGGCUGGAAGAGUUGCCUGAUGCCCCAUCAACGAACAGUUUUUAGAAGCAGCACAUGACACUCAGGAGUCACAGAAAUGUCUCACAGGCCAAUGUGUUUGACCCAAUCUGGGCGCUUCUGCAACUUAUAUGGCUAAAACAACAAGAUUGUGGCUUAACCGCUUCGUUAUAACUACACACAUGGUUUGCUAUGUGAGCAAUUAGCUCAGAGCCACUGGUGUAGUCCCCGAUGUGGCUCAUGUCCCAUGGUUGAGUGUCCCAUGUCCCAUCGUUGAGUGUCCGUGUAUCAAGGCAGCCCCAAGAAGUUUAGCACCAUUUCAUGUUUACAGCCUUUUCUGGAUGUAGUAAGAACUUUAGUAGAGACGAGUAAAGAGGCAGACAAAUGGGAGAGACCAACAAGUAAAUAUACAUUGUUUUAAAUAACCAACUAAAAUUCAACCAGUUUUAUUGUGGUAAAAUGUCAUUUUGCAAACAUGUUUUUAAAGCAAUCACAGACCCUUGCGGCUGACUGUUUGUAAAUGGUAGUAUUGAAUAUCCUUCCUGCUAAAGAAAGCUUGCCAUUCUUCCUCAAAUAACGAGGCCAGCAUCUAAAUUACAGGUUGCCGAAUUUUGCUUUUUUUUCCAUCUUGCACAUGGGCUGUCCACGGGCGCUCUUCAGGUAUGGAAAAAGAUGACAAAGAUAUGAAACCAGGGUAAGAUCACAGCAUUUACAUUCAAUUUACAAUACUUGUGUCAAGUUCUGUUGCCUAAUGGCGGGGAGCUGGGCUUCAAACACAGCUGUGUGCUGAGCAAACUUGACUGCUCGAAAUACUGAACACCAGUUCCUUUGCCAAGUCCAAGGGUAAGCAUUCUGGGAGCGCUGAGUUGAAAUGUGCAGAUAAAUACUCUCAGUCCUGGGGUUUUUGGUGCCAAUGCACACAGAAUACUUAGGUUCUGCUAUGGAAAUCUUGGAAGAACAGAACUGUUUUGAGUAUCUCUGAGGAUUUCAAACAGUUCUUAGACGACUUAUUACCUUUCAUAAAACUCACUCCUCCUUUAAAAGUCUCUUGGUGACUUACCUAUAUUAAAAAGAGGAAAAGGAUACUUUUUGGUCCCACUGAGUUUUCAUUUCUCUGUUGAAGUUAAACACGCUAAUAAGACAACGGGCAGCAGUAGAAGGAGCAUAAAAGCAGGGCUCUGGGAGUGUGUGUUUCCAACUGCUGUGCCUUGAGCACGCACUGGUAAAAUGAGAGGACGAUGAUCUCCGAGAUCCUUUCGGAAAAGCAGGGAAACUAAUCACCUUUAAGCACAGAGUGAGUGCCAGGCAUGUGAAAUACAGCUAUUUAAUCCUAACGACUCUGAGAUGAAGAUACUGUGUUAGUCUCACUGAAAAGCAUGGACAUAAGGAACAAAGAACUUACAUGUGCUCAAGGUUGCCGCGUGAACACGAAGUGGGUACAUCUGGCCCCCGCUUCCGCGUGGAUGGUUGCAAGCUCUAGUGCUCACUCGUGAAGCAGAAUCUCACCACAAUAGGAUACACGAGGAGUAGAUGGAUUAAAAUGGAGGGAAAUUAAAAUAUUCUCAGAGCUUGGCCUGGCCAAGUUAUCCUUGACGUGGAUAAAUAUGGGGUAGAGAGAGAAGAGAAACCAUUCACAAAGUCCUGCUAAGUCUCGGACUGCGUAGAAUUUCUCUGUUUUCGUGGUUCUUAGACCGCGUCACCCACCCACGCUUGGUACUUGCUUACUGUAUAGACUUUGUUCCGAUGCUGCCAUGUGAUAUGAUGUGUCUGGAAUCUGAUGCCAAUAAACCUUUAUUCAGUG
Messenger RNA from Hipposideros armiger (great roundleaf bat), 8722 nucleotides. RefSeq names its product neuron derived neurotrophic factor (gene NDNF). The record is from RefSeq and is a predicted model, not a curated record. Lineage: Eukaryota; Metazoa; Chordata; Mammalia; Chiroptera; Hipposideridae. Bases 2 to 1708 code for a protein of 568 amino acids. Gene Ontology annotation, biological process: extracellular matrix organization. The transcript has 3 exons. Gene Ontology annotation, molecular function: protein binding; heparin binding.